Camelina sativa (false flax) is the source of this 537-nucleotide messenger RNA. The record is from RefSeq and is a predicted model, not a curated record. NCBI's taxonomy places the organism in Eukaryota, Viridiplantae, Streptophyta, Magnoliopsida, Brassicales, Brassicaceae.
AUGGGUAAAGGUGGCAAAAAGCAGAAACGUGUCGACAAAGGCGGAUACUGGCACGCAACAGUUGCAACCAAGAAGAUUGAUGAUGGAGGCCUCGUUGGUUACAAAACCGCACUAGCAAACUACGUGGGGAAACAACCAAGUGGCGUACAAACUGACUGGUUGGUGCAUGAAUACUGGGUUGAUGAGUCUUCUGCUGAUGCCGAAAAGAUCUAUCGGAGUCCACAAGCUAUAAACAAGAAGAAAGCAGAAGAAGAGGAGAAUGAGAAGCAGACGCAAGCAUUGGAAGACGAUGUUGAGCAGCAGUCUCGUACUAUCGACUCUCAUCAACCGCAGCAGUUUUCGAAAGCCCCGUUGGAUUGUUAUCAACCGCAGCCUUGUGAUUCGGCGUAUCAACAGCGGCAGUUUUGGUCAGGCCCGUUAGAUUCUUAUCAACCGCAGCCUCAUCAUAUUGCGUAUGAACAACUUAUAUUCCAGCCAGCCCCAUUAGAUUCUUACCAAGCACAGCCUCAUGAGAUUGUGUUGUUUAGGCUUCUUUAA